This is a messenger RNA of Spodoptera litura, 1553 nucleotides long. Its product is annotated as fatty-acid amide hydrolase 2-like. Lineage: Eukaryota; Metazoa; Arthropoda; Insecta; Lepidoptera; Noctuidae. The record is from RefSeq and is a predicted model, not a curated record. Gene Ontology annotation, cellular component: endomembrane system.
AACAGUUAUAAUUAAUUUAUAAUAAAUAUAAGUAAUAAUUAAUUUACUAUGUCUGACGAAUGUGUAUUUUAAAUCUAUCUACAUUUCUAGGGCCAUCACAAAGGUAACAGAGGACGUAUCCUCAACGGACAACGCUCCCAAGCCGUACUACCACCGCGGCUUCAACCACAUGUUGGUUCUGUGGAGGUACUGGAUGACGCACGAGGAGGAUGUCUUCGCUGAACUACUCACCAACAACACAGGCACUGCUAAGUUCUGGAAGGAGUUUCCUAAGAAGUUGCUGGGUAUGUCAGAGUACACUCUGCCCGCUAUAAUGAAGUUGGCGGAUGACCAGGUGAUGCCUCCAGUCAACAAGGAGUGGGCUGAACAACUCACCAAGGAGUUUACUGAUGAUCUUAUUAAGUUGCUGGGCGACGACGGAGUACUCCUGUUCCCCAGUAGUCCACUAGUGGCCCCCUACCACUACUCCCCCAUAGUGCGCCCCUUCAACUUCGCGUACUGGGCCAUCUUCAACGCACUGCACUUCCCUGCUGCACAGGUACCUCUAGGCCUGAACAGUGACAAGGUACCAGUGGGUAUCCAAGUAGUGGCUGCGCCCCGCCAGGAGGCGCUGUGCGCGGCUGUGGCGGAACACCUCGGGGAAGCCCUGGGGGGCGUAGUCCCACCCUGCCAGAUACUGCAGUAGACACACCGAAUACUGACACGUUACUCAAUUUAAAGUUUUACUUAAAUAUCGUGCUGUCUCUGUCAUUUUACUAAGAAUUUGUAGGGACAGAAAUGUUUUGAGGGAGUCUUAAAAUUAGUGUAUUUGGAUAUUUCAACAUUAGUAUUGAGGCUUAAUUUUUACCCGACUGAAGGAUGGGUAGUGUUAUUAGAACUGAACUGAUGAUAAUAAUGUUGACUAGAUGCUUUUAUUAUAAACAAAUUGUAUUUAAUAGUUUACGCUUUAGUAUAAUGCUCAGAUUAACUUGCUCACUUCUAUUCGAUUUGCUCAAUUUACCUCUAUUCACAACGUAAAAAAAAUAUUUUAAAAAGCGUAAAUAAUUAUUUUAUACGUUAGUGCUCGUCAAAUACUUUAUAUCUAAAAUAAGUGAACAAUGAUACUGUUUUUAAUAUUCAUAUAUGUAUGAUUCAGAUAAUACUCUAAACCGAGAUUUAAAAAAAAAGUAAUACACAUUUUUGGAAAACAGCGACUUCUGAAUUGUUAUGAAACAUUACAUUAAGUACCUAUUCUCUAAGGUCCAAGUUAUGCAUUUGUAUGUAAUAUUUAAAUUAAGUACAUAUGUACCUAAAUUGUGAUCGAUGUCUUCCAUUGUUGAAAUACUAAACACCGUGAAAUCUAUUUCAUUUUCGUCCCAUAACAAAAAGGUUCAAAAUUAAAAAUUCUUAUUUAAAUAGAGUUAAUAAGUAUUACAUUUGAUGGUUAUGUUACAUUCUUUGUUCUUCUAGUCUAUUUAGCCUGAUUAGGGAAUGUCAAGUUAAAUACAUUUAAAUAAGGAAAGGAAUGGUUGUUAAUAAUUAUAAUCAACUAGCUUUUACCCGCGGCUUCGCUC